Micropterus salmoides (largemouth bass) is the source of this 1015-nucleotide messenger RNA. Its product is annotated as attractin-like protein 1. The transcript is spliced from 8 exons. Lineage: Eukaryota; Metazoa; Chordata; Actinopteri; Centrarchiformes; Centrarchidae. The record is from RefSeq and is a predicted model, not a curated record. Gene Ontology annotation, cellular component: Golgi apparatus. The annotation marks the transcript as partial. Gene Ontology annotation, molecular function: protein binding.
AGGGUGAUCCUCAGGGAGAGUGGUUUGGCUCGGUACCUACACUCCGCAGUGCUGCUGAGCGGCACAGUGCUGGUUUUUGGGGGAAACACUCACAAUGACACGUCGCUAAGCAAUGGAGCCAAGUGCUUUUCUGCUGACUUCAUGGCGUACGAUAUAGCUUGUGAUGAGUGGACUGCCCUCCCCAGACCAGGGCUGCACCGGGACGUCAACCGCUUUGGACAUUCUGCCGUGGUUAGCAACGGCUCCAUGUACAUCUUUGGAGGUUUUUCAGGCCUCCUUCUGAACGAUGUGCUGGCCUACACCCCUCCGUCCUGCAAGGCAUUUUCUAACCCAACUUUGUGUGCUGCUGCUGGGCCAGGCCUUCGCUGCCACUGGAUCAAAAGUAGAUGUGUCCCCUGGGAGCCAAAACCACCUGAUCACAUUUUUCCUGCUCCUUUUUGCCCAGCACGACUUGACAGUACAGACGAGCAGUGUUUCAAAUUCUCAGACUGUGCAAGCUGCACCGCCAACACGCUGGGCUGUCAGUGGUGUGAGGACAGGAAAUGUAUCUCUGCCUCCAGCAACUGCACAGUGCUAACUCUGGAGCUGGCCCAGCAGCAUGGCGGCGCUCUGUCUCUGUCUCGCCCACCAUCCAUGUUGUCUGAACAUCAGCUGAGUUUGUGGAAGCACGGAGCCAGAAGGAGGGGACAUUCGGUGAGAGACUCGUCCAGGUGUAAGCACAGGGAGGAGCAGGAGUGUUUCAGACUGGCCAACUGCAGGAGCUGCUCCCUCAACAUCAACUGUCAGUGGGAGCUGCAGCAACAGGAGUGUCAAGCUCUGCCUGACAUUGGGACCGCCAGUGUGGGGAGGGCUGGCACCACGGGGGAGGCCUGCCUGAGGAUCAACUCCAGCAGAGAGAGCUAUGAUAACGCCCAGCACUACUGCAAAAACCUGGGAGGAAAUAUUGCCUCUUUGCUCUCUGACAAACAGGUCAUUUUGUUAUGGAAGAGCUACAAAAUACCAGCUGCAAGAAAAG